UUGUAAAGUAAAAUUUAUAAAAUGCCGUUGACGACUACUGUACCGAAUAAGAUAUUGAUGAUCUUUUUCAUCUUCACCUUUAUCCAGUGCGCUAGAGCUGAAACUUUAGCGGAAGAAAUAGAAAAGUUACGUAAAGUGUACCAAAAGGCUCAACACCAAUAUUUUGCGAAAAUAAUUGGAAACCUUAAAACGUCCAGUGCUGUGAAAAUCGACAUCCCUCCAAACAUGAUUCUUUCUCUGUUUGAGUCUACCACAGAAGAAGAUGAUCAAAAAUCACUGAUGAACUUAUUUCCCGCAAUCGAUUCCAAUCAAGAAACCACAUUUAAUAAGUUUGCCGAAUGGUUUGAGAAAGAUUUUCGCAGAGGUCUGCAGAAAACACUGCUAGCAUUCGCUUGCUGGGCAACAACUGGCGAAACGUACUCUACACUGUUGUCCAAGCCGGACAAUUUCCGAAAAUAUGGUACACUUUUUUCACAUGCUUUCAGCAUCUCCAAAGAAGGGAAGAGAGCAGUAACAGAAGCGGCCACUCUUAACGUAAAGUAUUGUGAUCUCACAAAAACUGUUGACAAUCAUUUGGCUAGCUACACUAGUACAAGCAUGCUUGAGAAGCUUAAAAUGAUCUCAAAAUAAUUAUUGUCGUUUUGAAGAAGGGCUGACACAAAUAAAAAGUUUAAGAAAAAUAAAAA
This is a messenger RNA of Culex quinquefasciatus (southern house mosquito), 686 nucleotides long. RefSeq lists its product as uncharacterized. The record is from RefSeq and is a predicted model, not a curated record. Lineage: Eukaryota; Metazoa; Arthropoda; Insecta; Diptera; Culicidae. The coding region runs from base 22 to 630 and encodes 202 amino acids. The transcript has a single exon.